AUUGCGCAGAACAGUUUGAACCAAAAAGCGGAGUGACCUUCCUCCGCUCUCAGUCUGAGAGAGAGGGGCACUACUGAAGCAAGAAGCCGGUCACAGCUCCCGCAGCCCCCACUCUAGCCUCAGAAAUGAACAACAACUUAGUCGGAGAUGAAGUCGGGUAAGAUCCGUUAAACUAAGUCUUACUCUGCGGACGAAUGAAACAGUAAACUGAAUUGUAACUUCUAGUUAGCACGCUGUCUGAGGAGCUGUCAUUUGACAGCUAACGUUAGCUAGCGAGCUAAAAUAGCUUUACUUACUUAGCGAGAUCGUUAGCCAGAGGAAAGGCGGCCAAAAAGUGAAAGUGUGCGUCAAAGUAACUCAGUCUUGACUGUCAUCUCUUCCGGGGAAACGUGCAGUGUUUAUCUGAAGUGCUGACAACAUGCUUAUCACAGCAGUAGUUGAGGUGUAGUUACUUCUGUCAGUGCUGCUCUUAGUUAGCUCAGCUAGCUUAGCUCCCGCUGCCAGCGAAGCGAAAGUCUCCUGCUCAGACUUCAGCAGCGCGAGGACAUUUAGCGGGCACUGCACGGGGAUGGAGCAUCCUCACCCCCUCUUACCUCUCACUCUUUUCACGCGCGUUUUAUUCCGAUAUCAUUGAAACGAUUUGCUACUCUGACAUCAGAGCGUCUUUAACGGCCGUCAAACUUCCAGUUUAACGACCCGCAUCCGACUUCACCUGUCCGCGUGGAGGGAGCCCGAGCAGCCGCUCUCCUCCGCUUCUCUCCUCUGAAGGAGGAGGGGGACGGACGGACUCUGGGUUUCCGUCUGGUGGACUGGAGCCGGUGUUGGUCAGUUUCUGCUGCAGUUCUCGGUGUCAGAUUUUCAGCUCAGUGUUGUGUUAGCUUGCUAAACGCCUCGGCUCUGUCCCGGGGUAACUUACGUGGCAGGAGGUCCAUUAAAAACGCCUGUUAUCGUCGAGGCUUCAGCGUUCAUUGUAAGAGGAAUAAAGUGACAUUCACUGUCAUGACUGAAUCUAACAUGACUCACACUUAAACAGGAGCAUUACAUUUGUAGCUGUGUGUGUUUCUCUCUCUUCUAAGCUGCACCAGCUCGGUAUUAGCGUUGCCUCAUGUUGUGUAAUAUUUGUGUACUUGGGUGUUUAGUCAGCUGUAGCGUUGUUAUGCCUCUGAAACUGUGCCUGCAACCUUCUCCACGAAUACAUCUGUGUUUUCUCCCUGUGGAUGGGCAGACUUUCUCUGUUUGCUGCCAUACCUUUAAUGUGUGUCUUUGUGAAACAGUUUGCCUUUUACUCUGACCCAAAGUGAUGGUGCAUGUCUAAUUAAAUGAUAAUUAAUCCACCCUUUUUAGGAAACUUUUUGUGGGGGGAUUGGACUGGAGUACCACUCAAGGUAAGUCAUAUUUAAACUUAGACAUAUAUAACUUAACCCUAGAACAUCAUCGCUGAAAUUAGUAACACCAUCACUAUCGCCGGGUGAUUUUUACCUGAAAUAAUAAAAGUACUUGUCAUCAAACUAUAUCAAAAUAGGACAAUACAUGACAAAUUAAAGUAGUUUUCUUUUAUUUUUAACUGUGCAAUGUCCAAAGGGAGGGAAAAAAGUGCCAUGAGGGGACUCCUGUUAGGCAUUCAUGAACAAAAAAUUCCUAAAAAUAAGAAAUUUAUAAACUGUAAACUUAGUUUCUUUGCCACCCAUUCCUGGGGCAUGUGAGUCUUCCCUGGUGAAGACUCUGGAUCCUUGACACGAUAACAGCUGCAGGAGAGAGAACCAAAAUGUGACGUAUUUUGAGGGAGUAAAAAUGACCACCUGACUGAAAUAUUUCUUAUCACCAUAUGAAUUCCCUGGAAAAUCACUACUUUCACUACUAUCACUACUAGCAUGCAAAUUCCAGGACCACUCUUACUGACCUUAUUCGUCUACAUGCAGCUAUCAAAUCCACCCAAACCUACUUUACCCUCUAUCACUUUUGCCGGGUAAAAAUCACCCGAACAUGUGCCUGUAGGAAAAAGCAGGUUUUGGAUCAGGGAAACAAAUAUGCCUUCAAAGAUGUCAAAGACAAUGCUGAAGCUACCCAGAGACCCAUGAUACUCAGACAAACACAACAUAAUGAAAAUCACGUAAACAUGUUUGGUCUCUCACAUUACCUGUGGGUACCUGUAAAUGUGCUGAUCUUAUUUAGAGCUAUGGAAUAUUUUAAACCUCAAAUCCUAGUUUAGUUACUUUCACCUUAAAGUUAUAUUUAAUAUAAUUAAUUAUGUCUCGCUGUUGUACAGUAGUUAAAAGUAUAGUGAUUUUUGGCCUGACAGUAAGAUAACAUGGCUGUGAUGGUGUAGCAGAUGGAAAAAGCUUUCCUCUUCAUUUUAUGGUUAGAUGUUGACUAAAAUGAAUGACUGUCUUCAUUGCUUGUGUGAGUUUAAUUAAGUGUUCUCACAGCUGUGUGUUAUAACUCCAUUAGGUACAAGGGAGAUGCCUGGUUGAUGUUGUUUAUCAAGAUGUUUUGUAGAUAAUAUGAUUGUGAAGUAAACACAAAUGUAAGGUAAAGAGAGUGCAACUUAACGUUAUAUAUUAACACUCUAAUUUCAGCUCUGUAUGAUAAUGUUUGGGUACUGAUGCAUGAAGUGAACUUAUUAACAAAUUGUCAUGUAAAAAUUACUGAUGAAGAGUGUUGACGAUAUUGUUAUUAUGCCCAAACGAUAAUAAUUUAGAUUAGUUUUUAUGCAAUGCUGUUGCUCUGCAGGAAAACACAGUGAUAGAGCUUUAGUUUGCAUUUUCUGCAUUUGUAGACUGCAUCCUAUUGAUGCGGAUAUGUCAUGAGGUGUCUCGGGGAGUGUUGUAACUGUGCUUGUGACCCCUGCUCAUCUGUAUUGAUGUUGUUUCCUUGUGUUGAGGAAAUGCCAUUGUGAUUUUCGCUACUCUUACAGUUUUUUGGGUUGUUUGAUUAGUUGGGGUGUCACAAUUUGAAAAAAUAGAACAUUUAUCAGUGGUGUGCAGCAGUACCAUAAUAGACAGUUUGGUGGAGUUUGGCAUAAGAAAAAAAAACAAAGUAAACUAGGACUAAAAUAUCUUUCUGCUGCUGUUGUAGUCUUGUAAAGAUAGACUUACCUCUGCUUUGGGUUAGUGGUGUUUAGCCAAAGGCAACAUUUAGUUUCACCAUAAGUCUCCACAGUCAGAUAGCACAUUCAUAUGGACAAAAUAUUCAUUUUACUUUUUGUUUUGGAAAAAAGGCAGUAACCUCAUGAAGUUUGAAAGCCAAACUUUGGGAAAGAAGUCAGCUUGGUUUAGCAGCUUGUCACAUACUGUGGGAAAAACGCCAAUGAGACGGAUUUUCCUGUUGUGUUUAGUAGGUGUUCAGGAAAUGCGCCUUUUAUCAGAUAAGCAUAUCUCUCCUAUCUAGAUUGGCAAAUGGUACGUUUUUAAGGCCCUGCUCUGUAAAUCCAGGCUGAAUAUGCCCUGACCUGCACCAAACCUGAAAUAGUUAAGGAAAUUUAAUGUGCUCACUAAUGGAUUCAGUGACUAAGUAGCGGACACCAAAAAAAGGAAGCCUAAAUGAAGGUGUGAUCCACCGACUUCGACCUGUUUGGAUAUGGCCGAGUUUGUUUAAAGGCCUUUACUGUCUCUUGCUUGGUUGGUUAUUGUGUAACACCGCACAAGGGCUUGCCUGUGUUAACAGCACUGUUAACGUGAAGAUCUAAGCUACAACUCUGUAACUCAGAGCUUGUUUCUGCGGCGAUGCCUAAGGGCUUCCCAGCGACGAGAAAAGCAAUUACGAUAACUCGCUCCAAAGUGAGUCCUCGUUUGUUCAAACUUGCACUCCCUGCUUCUGUGGGUGUGUGCGGGCGUCACAGUAGUAGGGUGUGUAUUUGGUGCCUUAAAAUGUGACAGGGGGUCAGUGCUUUGUUGGCUCUUUUAGAAACAUUGAAUGUGACUGCACUCUUUUAGGAUUUUAUAUUUAAAACAGUGGAGCUAUUUUAUAUGCCAGCUAUAAGUCAAAAUGAAGAUUAUCAAAUAACCUGUAAUGUUUAGUGUGUAAAUGGAUGAAAUGCUCCUAGUUGCAGUGGUACUGAAGAUAUUCUCUCAGCAUCUAUUAUUUGGAGCAUCAGUUGUUUGAAUGGUGACUACACUACUUUGAACGGUAAAAAAGGGCUGAGCUAUAGCUUGGAUUGUAAAAUCAACUUUGCAGUAUGCCUAUGUGGUUCUGUGCUUAUUUUAAUAUCCUUACACUGCACUGUUGUGUUUUUUUCUGUGUUUCUUUCCUUAGAGACACUGAGAAACUACUUCUCACAGUAUGGGGAAGUAGUAGACUGUGUCAUCAUGAAGGACAAAACUACAAAUCAGUCGCGAGGCUUCGGUUUUGUCAAAUUCAAAGACCCCAAUUGUGUACGGACGGUGCUGGAGACAAAGCCGCACAAUCUCGAUGGAAGAAAUGUGAGUAUUUGAAAUCAAAAGAGCAGAUAGUCGAAUCAGCUUGAGCAAUCAGCUUGCGUUUUGUGUGAACAAUGUGAAAAACCUUAUCCUGUGUUUCAUCAUACAAAGGAGUCAGAAGUUAUUGAAGGGGAAGUACAGUCUGGGUUCUGGUUUUACCUGCCUACAGACAAUGCAGAUUUUUGGCGUUUGUACCUAAAAAGACUUACCUGUUUAAAAUCAAAUGUGCAAAAUUGCUAGUUAAUCCUGCAUUUCUCAGAGAUGUCUGUUCAUCAGUGUUUUUAUAGAGGCUGCAUCCCAUGAAUUACACACCACGUCUUUGUUUCUGUUAACUAAAGCAGAGAAAAGAGUGAGAUUUGAUUGGCUUUCGAUGCAAAUUGACGUCUGUCAGUACACAUGUUUUUCUGCGGUGGGAGGUGAGCCAGUGUACUGCGAUGGAUUCUGUGGAGGAGAACAUUUGAAGGUGCCUUUAAUUUAGGGCGAAUGUCAAACGUUUUUUUUCUCCCUCUCUUUAUUGCUGUCAGAUCGACCCCAAGCCAUGCACUCCCAGAGGAAUGCAGCCUGAAAAGUCUCGAACUAAGGAGGGCUGGGUAAGAGGACUCUUAUAUUUUCUGGGAGAGGUUAGACAGGGAUGACAAUAUUUCCAUCUUGACACAAUGUCUUUGACCUAAAUCUAUUUUUUUUCUCUGAUUUUUCCUUUUAAAAAUGAUUGCAUUGUACAGCUGCCAUACUUCUGAGAGCUCUUGAAAUUAGUUUGGGGUUUUGAUAAAUCACAGAGGCAUCUUUUUGGGAUUGAGGGUCUGCAACAAUAGAUGUCUGGUGCCGCUGAAUAAUUGACACAUAUUUAGUUCACGUUAACAGAUAUAACAAAACCGCUAAUUAUUUGGCCUGUGUCAUUGUGCUAGAUAUGUGAAUUUUUAAAAAGAAGCUCUGAAAACAUUGUAUUCUUAAAUAUGAAAGCAGAUUUUUUGAUGUCUUAGCUGAAAUAUUUUCCCAUUACUGUUUUUCUAGGAUUAAACUAAUAAAAAACAAAUAGUCCUAAAAAAGAGGAGCUGAUGUGGUGCAGAAAAUCGCUUUUGGCCAUGAAUUUCUGCAAGAUAAAAAUCUCAGCAGUAAUUAGGGCAAUUUCAAUCAAUAGUUGUAUCAAGCUGCUGUAGGUCUGUUACAGUCAUUUUGUCUGUUUAAGAAGCAAUGAGGAUCUUUUGCUCCUGCUGUCAGUAAAAUAUGCUUAUGAGUCCUUGUGUUUGGCUGCAAGCAUUGAUGGUAAACUAGAAUCUUUUUAGGUUUGUUCUCUUGACUGGCUUUCAGGUCAUGCAGCUUCUUUUGAAUGUUUUGACUUACAAAGAAGAAAAAAUCGUAGAAAAUCACUGUUGUUGUAAGCAGCCUCUGGCCCUUAGAGUGUGAGUGCAGUGCACAGCUCUGAAAUGCUUAGUUGUUAAGAGUAAGUGGAGGAAGCCGUGCUCUCUGAUCUGUGGAGACUAGUGUUUGCAUUGACAUGACAUGUUAAGAAUUAUACCCCAGGGCAAGAGGAGAGCCUAAUUUCUUCUGCACUGUCUGAAUAGAUGAUGGCUAACUGGCCCCCUCCCAGAGUGAUCCUUUGACACACAUUGAAAUCCAUACACUCCCUGUUUUCUUUCAGAAGGGCAGCAAAGCCGAUAGCAAUAAAUCAAAGAAGAUAUUUGUAGGUGGAAUCCCCCAUAACUGCGGCGAGCCUGAACUCAGGGACUAUUUCAAUAGAUUCGGAGUGGUAAGUAUUGCCAAGUGCAUUAUGCAAGUCAGUUCAUAUCUUCAUUUUGAAUGCUUGUUUGGAAUGACAUUGAACAGGGUCAGUACUACACUAUGAGGAAUUAUAAUUUAUUGGCAUGGCUCUGGACAAUUAAUUAUUUGAUCAAAAUGUGGUAGAAUAUUUAUUUCGACAAAGAAAGGAAAGAAAGGACCUUUUCUAGUUUUCUAAAUGGAGCCACUGUUUCCUUUUGUCCCAUUCAAGGUCACAGAGGUGGUAAUGAUCUAUGAUGCGGAGAAGCAGAGGCCCCGAGGUAAAAGCUGAUCCCGUUUUUUUCUCCCCCCUCUCCAUACCUUACCAUCUUAAAUCUCAUGACAAACUGUUCUGGCCCAAAGAGAAAAAAAGGCCUAUUCAGAGACCCAGCUAUACAAUUUAAUUUAAACACUGUCGUCCACAACAGGGGUUUUGUGUCUGUUAGUGAAAAUAGAGAAACACAAAAGCAUGUUCGAUAAAAUGCCAAGUCAGCACAGAGUACAUCAAGUCAAAGGAAUAACUUGACAUUUCUCGGGAUGGAUUAAAAAGCUUAGUGAGAUGCAGAACACAUGGCUCAUUUGGAAAAUACAUGAAGACUUAAGCAGACAAUUCAAGCCUAACAUUCAGUGUAUGUUGUAGUGAUAAAUUCUCACAGUGGUUCUUGUUGUUUGUUGAUAUAAUACAGUGCUGGAUGGCGCUGUGAACCAUUUCUCAGCUCUUUGUCAUAUACUCAAAUGUGACAACUGUCAUAGAAACUUAAAGCUCUCAUUAGGACUGAUGCAGUAUCCUACAUAACCUUGUGUAACAACAUGCUUCUUUGCCGUGGACAUAUUUCCACUCAGUCAAAUUUUUGAUUUUUGAGAGAAAAAAGGAUCUUCAAGAUUUCUUAAGCUGAGCAGAGGAAGACCACCUAAAAGCCCUCAGACAAGAACGCUGAUGAAGCCAAUGACUGUCUUUGACCUCACGGGUCUUUAUCAGGGCAGAAUUAGAAAAAACAAUCCCUGCAUUAGCUCACUAUACGCCUUUUCUGGUGAGAAGAUAUUAAUGACUAUAUUUAAAUUGAUUGUUUAUAUCAAGUUGAUGUUUAAAAGGAUAGAUUUAAUGUUUGCCCAGUUAUCUCUUUACUUCAAGUGUAUGGUAUAACAUUUGAAGAUAUACUCAACCUUAUCAUAAUUUUUCCAAGUUCAUACAGGAAACAGAUCUUGUUUAAGGAUGGACUUGAAAACAUUUUAACCUAGCCCACAUAAACCACAUAAAACUACAUAAAAUACUAAAAACAUGCCGCAGUUUUUCUCCAAAUAUUAAACAUUCAGUGAUUGCUUAGAAAUAUUUACAAAAUAGUUAAAAGUCAAUCCAUAGGCCAAAUAGAUAAUGUUUAAGCAGUGUUACUCUCCAUAGAUGAAGGUUUAUUUCAUAAAGUUAAGAUAUCAUAUUGUCCUCGCACUAGCCUCUGUGAAGCCCGAUCGACUGCACGUUUCCUAUUUUAAUGAGGGCAAGUCCCAAAAUCGCUGUCUAGAAGGAAAUGAAACUUAGCAGAGAGAAAGCAAAGAAAAUCAGUGACUUCUACAGGGGAGGCAGGUAGCAAGAAAGUAGGUGCUCCAAAAAAAUACAGCGCUUCAUCACAACAUGAAACUGGCACAUUGAGCACAGUUUCAGGGUGGGUGUGGGGGUGUCCUUCCAAGAGGCUUUUUGCAGCCACUGUGCUGAAAGCGGACAUUACAUUGUUUUCCCCAGAACAAUGAAAUCCUUUUAAAAAAAGAGUUCAAACAACGCUCAAACUCCGAUCAAACAUCUCAACAAAUACAGAUCUUCAAACCUCUGAUGAUAUUGUUCUUUAAUCCAUGAAUGCAUUUUGAGUUUCUGACAUGUGCCCACACUUUUAGCAUGGAUGGCCUCACUGGCAAAUAGACCUCAUGCCACCGGCAGUGUUGGUGUCAGACUCUGCCUGCUGACUUACAGUCACAGCUGUUACAUCUGCAUUUGUCCUACAUAGCAAUGGUGCAGCGGCCACUGAACCGCAACAUGCAUUACUGCUCUUCUUCAACCCCCCCCAUUCAUUCUCUGUUGGGAGAAACCCAGAAUAGUUUGUCAUUAGAAUUUAACAUGAUGUGUUGCACCAGUAACAACCAUAACAUAAUCUUUAAUAGUAUGGAUAGUUUCUUUACUAAAACCCUUAGACUCUCAACACUGGAUUAAGUUUUCUUUAUGUUGAUUUAGUCCUUCCUGAUACCUGUAUCUUAAUUGGUAUAGUCUGUGUUCUCCCAUAUGUAGAAAGUUAAGUAUUUUUGUAAGUAAGCCCUUUCUAUUUUUCUUUCUUCUGUCCCCUUCUCCCUGUGAAUGGUUUGAAUGUGAUUAACAGUGUCUCUUAAGAUUUGUCUUUUCUCCUUUAGGUUACUUUGCAUUAACUGGUAGCACAGAGGUACAGGCCAAAUGUAAGAGCACCAAAACUUUUUACUUGGUCAGAAUGGGGUGUAUACAAAGUUAUGUCUUAUUCUGAGUCGGUUAAAGGUUUAUAUAUGAGUAUAUUUCUUUUCCUUCUUAUGAGAGAGUGAGUGAGAGAGAAAGAGAGGUUGUUGAAGAUAAGCAAGUCCAACAAAAAAAAGAAAAACUGAAUCAUGAAAACAGACUGAAAUUGAAGUACACCACAGGAGCUCUGACUGCCAAAUGAUGAUAUUCAUGUUCAGGUUACUUCCAUGAAUAUUAGUUUAACGCUUUGUUGCAUUGGAUGUUAGAAAAUCAUUGUGACAUCAACAGAUGUCAGGAUUUGUUAAAGGCAAAAUCCCAGAAAGAUUCAUUGUACAUCUUUUAACAAGACUAUGUUAAGGAAGCUUGAUUUGUUGAACUCAAAUCAAAUUGUUCAUUGUGCUCAAGAGCUUUGUCUUUUUGUCAAAAGCAGAUUUUGACUUAAAAGUAACUCCAAAAAAUUUCAACUUGAGCGUAACUUCCAUAUGCCGCUGCAGUGAGAAUAUGUCAAGCUGUUAAAUGUGUCAGCUUGACUGUAAAUUUAGCCUAAGGACGGGUCAUUGACAGAUGUUAUUAAUAGCGAUAGAUCAUGAGUCUUGGGACUGCUUGGCUGGGUACGAGAGGUCUCUAAAAAUCUCGGUUGUCUCUUAGGAUGUUUAAUUGGAUUCAGGUUAGGUCCCAAGGUAGGUUUGUGAGCACAACCCAGUUCUGCCAUGGUGUAAUGUGAAUCGGAUUGGAAGUAGAUCACUGCAGCACAGCGCCUGCUCUAAAAAGUUCUGUUACAGAUUGUUGGAGUAAAAAAGUUUACUGAGCAGUGAGCAUGAACAAAAUUUUGUCCAGAGAUGUUCCCAGACUUAAAGUUUAUGUUGAUGAACCUUGUGUAUAUCCCAUUAGAACUUUAAUCAAAAUCAGCAGCCCCAAUUUUGAGAAACAGAAUUUUGGCCUAUAUCUCUGUGUUACCAUUGUGAGCAAUAUUUUAAUUGUCCAUUUUAGGCUUAUCCUGGCUGACUCAAAAGUACAAUACUGAAUUUGGGAAAGCUUGGAGAAAGCUUUAGGCAUUCUACAGUUUGUGUUUCUCCAUAUUUUUGUGAUGCAUUAACAAUGGCUGCUGCGAGUGUGUGCUCCACAGCAAAAUACCAAGGGACAGAUCAAGGUGGGGUUUGGAUGAAACGGCAUAAAGUGACAAAAUGUUGCUUUGAUUGGCAUUCAUAAAUGUAAGUGGGGAAAGAUAGAAGUAAUUGAAAUUUUCAAUGUGACAUUUCACAUGAAAUCAAAUGCUGCACUCAUCAGUCGUCAUGUUUAGCAGUUAAGCAGUCCUGUGUUGUUAUCUUCACUAAAUUUUUCACUGCACAGUUAAGAAAAAAGUUUCCUUCAAUCCCCCAGGCUUUAGUCUUGGAUUUGUGUUGUUCUCCGAGUCUGCGACAUCAUCCGAACCCCAGGAGCCUCUUGCUCAGUCUUGACGGAUCCUCACUCUGCUGAAGCCCAAUACUGUUCUUCAUCUUGUGUUGUCACAACCCCCCUGCUACCUUGAUUCACUCUUGGUCGUUGGCUAGGUUUUGGAUUUAUUACUUUCGAGGCCGAACAAUCAGUGGACCAGGCUGUCAACAUGCAUUUUCACGACAUCAUGGGCAAAAAAGUGUGUAGUUGUAGUUUUAUUUUACCCUUAAGAUCAAACAGAGUUUUGAGCGACUGAGUAAGAGUUUUACUGUGAUGCUGCUUUAGAAGUAAGAGGUGAUUUGUAAAAGUCUGCAGCAUCAUAUACUAAAGAAAUAACCUGGUAAACAGAUUAAUUCAAUAAUCUUUUAUUAUCACCAUAUUUUCUCUAAACACACAUUACCUUCAUAUUUACUUUAAUGGCUUGUAAUUUUUGAGAUUCAGUCGCCCCUCAUUUGUGCUGUUAUAAUACAGUUUCUAUAGUCGCCCAAGGCUUUGUUUAAAUCGACCACUCCUUUAGGAUGUCUUAAGUUUUAUUAGCUUUUUGAUGUAAUUGUUUUAUGUUCGAUCUGGUCUUUGAAAUUAAAAGGCAACAAGACAAAAACACAUACGACUCUAAAAAUUGCAAAGAUAUUCACAUGACUUGAAUCACCUAAAGGAUUGGUCUCAUCAGUUCUGUUUCUUUUUGUUCUCUGAUAUUUUUGUUGGCAGGUCACUUACAUGUCAACAUGUUUUUAUUUUCAUUUCUUUUUGAAAACUUAAACAAAAAGCUCAAGUCAGUGACCUCAGUUGAAGAAUCUCCAUACUGUGUCUGUCAGAUCUCUAAAGAACAAUCAGCAGCUCUCUCUGAAAUGCUGCUCAGGAUGAGACUUGAGUCUCACAAUAAUAUUUGCAUGUCACUCGGUAGUGUUUGUUUUUACUCAGUGGGUGUACCAGAUGGCUGGGGUUUACUGUGCAAAGACACUUCGCAUAGUGUCAGGUAAGCUGUCCAUCCGGGAAAAAAACAAUAACUGCACUAUAGUGUUAAAUUUAAGCACACCUCCUUACCCUCUGGCGUGCAUUUCAUUGUUCUGUUGCAUGUGGCAGACUGACCACCUGGCACAUUGAACAGAGUAAAACAAACCAUUUAUAGCCGUAGUAGAUUGAAGUACUACUCAAUACAUAUCCGGCCAGCAUUGGUCCCGACGCUUGGGUUUUAAAGCACUUUUAAAGCUCUCAUUCAUUAGCAGCCCCCCUUUUCCCCAACAGACACUUGGUAAUUAGCAGCUUUUAAACCUCUCUACAGAGAUACCAGAAGAGAGAGAGUCUCCUUUCUGCCCUCUACAACGACUAAUGAUUUGUGGGCAUAAGAAAAUUAUCAAAGUCAAACACAGUUUUUCUUAUAUCCACCCAGUCAAAUUAUUCCACCACGAGUCUUGUGCGAGAGUCUCAACUUUACCUCACUACACAAGCGUUUUAAAAGCUUUAGAAGACAGUCUGCGAUGUUUGACCAUCAGUGGCUUUGAGAGCUUGUUAACGGUAUUUGAGCAGGGCCACCUUUUGUUAUGGUGUGUCUUUUACUUUACAGUGUUUUUCUGCCUUGAGGGCUUUUGUUUUUAUAGGUGGUAUGUGAUCCCGGGUCUUGAAGAUUUAAUAAAUAUGAGCCUUUUUGCUCUUAUUCUGCUACUGCGACGAAGGCAGAUAACAGAAAUGAACAGAGGGGUAAAUAAAAAUAACAUGGUCUCCAGCCUGAUCUCAGAGCGUUCCUCUCUGCUUUAUUUUAAAGCAUGUAUGAACAGAGUCUUGCCUUUUUACCGCACUCGAGUUCAUAUUUUCCAAAAUAAAGAGAAUCACCAUCCAGGUUUAUUUGAUCAAAUCAAUUAGAUAUGUAGAGUAAACCUAAGAGGUUGUGUUAAACUGUCGCGGUUAAUCACAUGGAAUUGAUUAUCUUAAUCCCAUUUCUUGGAAGAUGAUUUAACCACACCUGUGCGCUCUCCAGUGGAAGCCGCCCCCCAUGACUCUGCCCUGGUUUUAAGCAGGAAUGAAGGCUCAACUUAAUCCAUUGUUCUUGACUUGACAUUACCUUAUGCUGGGACUUGAGGGAUGCUGGGAGAUAUAUGUUACAAAAUUAGAAAUUGGAGCACAUCAAACUGUGCAACAAAUCCCAGUUCUGCUGUUAGGGACUGAACAGAAGUCAUGGUAUCCAUCACUCGUAGCUGUGAUGCCCACGGGAGAAAGUGCUCAGGUAGCUGCCGGCGGCGGUGGGGCCACUGCCGGAAACAUGUGCAUGUAAUUAGGUCGACAAAGAAGGAAGAGGGGAGGCUGGGGAAGGUGGCAACACCUUAAAGCGGGAAGGAAUUUGCGAUUCGUUUUCCUCCUGCAAGGUGACCCCAAUAACUCAACCCUGUGGUCUAUUUCUGGUUGUCUCCCCCUUAGUCUCAGCCUGUUUCUCCGCUCUGGUUAACUGUUAGUAGCUUUGCCUCGUGACAGGGUGUUUGUUAUUAGGGUGAUGGUUUUAUACUAGACUCAAGGGGUUGAACUACUUUAUAAAUUUGAUGGGUCAAGUGUGAGAAGAGUGAUAGUGUUAAGCAGUAAUUCACAAACCACCCUUAUUGUUAUGAAACAAACAUGAAAAAGAAGCUCGAGGUCAAACCAUUUGAUUGUUUGAUGGUCGGUUUGCAGUGAUUUGAUAUUUUAUUGUGGGACCCAGUGUUUCAGUCUCCUGUUGUCUUCUGAAUUUUUUCCUCAUCUUUGACACAGUAUGAAGAUUCAGUUAAGAUUGACUGAAAAGACUCUUUGAUUUUACUCUCUGCAUGUUUAUCAUUUAUAUUCUGAUACAACUGAGAUACAGUUUUCUCUCUAUAUCCAUUUCCCCUGAAAAAAAAAAAAAAGUUAUUCCAAAUAAAAUAAAGUGAGAUUCUUUAUUAGCGUUAGCUGGAGAAAGGUAAGUCCUGACUUCUUUUAGAUGACUUAUUAUAAAUAGGGCCGUUUAUUCAAAAGAGUUGUAAAACUAUGUUUCUCAGGUACAUAUGAGAGACUCGUCUGAAGAUGACAAGUUUGAGACAGAUUUGACUGGCUCUACAGGAAGAUUUUGUUUAAGGGGAAACUUCCACUUAGCAAUUAGUACCUGACACACAUAGUUACAAAGUUACAGAUGAAGAAUAGCAAUUACUUGACAACAAUCCCCAAUUAUUCGUAUAAACAGAAAGAGCAAGAUUUUUUCAAACUGGCCCAAGUAUUGAGAUUAAAUAGUUUGAGGACAGGUUUGUCUAGGCAAGGGACUUCACUGACUGUAUACUGGUGUUGCCAAAUGUGUCCUCCUUGUCCUUUGUCCAGGUGGAAGUGAAGAAGGCCGAACCUCGUGACAGCAAAGCUCCUGGCCAGCUCGGCCCUGGCCAGUGGGCACCCAGGGGUAUAUUGAGUGCAGCUAAUGGUUGGACAGCACAGCCUGCCCAGGGCUGGCAACAGCCCUACGGGCCACAGGGUGAGUGGGAACAGGUCCCAGAGCCGAGCAAGAGGAGCUCAGUGUUCAGAGGAAAACAUAGUAGUGCCUGUUAAAAUGUGUCAAACCUGCUGUUUGAACAUCUACCUCCAUGUAGUCAGUUUGAAGGUUGAACUGGGUUAUGAGAACAUUUUAUCUUUAAGCCAACAGUUUGUCCUCUGUCUAAUGUUUUUUUUCCCUCUUCCUGAAGGAGUGUGGGUGUCGACUACUGGCCAACCCAUAGGUAGGUGUUUCAUCUCCUCUCGACAACACGCAGAAAAUAUCCUUCCUUUCCAUUUUAGUCAAUCAUUUUUUUUUCCGGUUACAUCACGGCUUGAUCAUUUGAAGAUGGAUUUAUUUUGUCUUUGCUGUGUGAUCAUUAUGCUAAUCUUGAAGCACUUGUGUCACAGAAAUGGGCUUGCACUCUGCAUGGCCAAUAGGCUGAUGACAGUUAACAGCACGUGUUAUCACUGAUUCAUAAUGGCUGAGGCUGCUGAUAAUUUGCUGCUUGGGACAGAUGGCAGCCUUGAAUAGAUUCCAGCCUCCCCCUGCUAUUGGUCAGGCUCGGCUUCGUAUCACCACCUCCGGGUCAACCUGCAACUCUCUCUGCAGUGUUGUUCCCUCAGUUUCAUUCAGCCUCAGAUUGUGUUCUGCAGAAGCUUGUGUUUACUGAGAUUACGUUGUUUAAAGUUAAUACAACCCAGAUAGAGAAUGACUGCGAGGGCGCUUUCUUCUUUUUAUUACCAGUUAUUACCAUUACUUUUCAUGUUUGACUAAAGGUACAGUGUGUAACAUUUACAUAUUUAAAUGUCUAAAAUAACCCAACCAGGAUCAUAGACUUGUGCAAGUUGUGUAGUCGUGUAGCUACUUCAUUCAAAUGUCACCAGUGGCAGUAAAACUUAGAGAAACCUAUAUUUUAUGAAAGAAAAUGGUGGGUUUCCAAAAGAUUUGUCUGAGAGUGAGGGAGGAAGUAGACAAAUGUUGCCUCACUGUACUUACAGACACUGAAUUAGAAUGAAAUAACAUUUUGUGAAUUAAAAUGAACAAAUGUUAAACCUCAGUACAUUUAUUUUCUUUAUAAUUUAAAGGUGGGUAUGGACCUCCAUUGUCAGCAGGUCGAGGAACCCCAACACAACCUCCAUCACCUUUCAACGCAUUCCUGGUCACAACCCCGGCGGGCAGCUUCGCUGCACCUCAGGGCUACCCUCAGCAGGGCUACAGCACAGCACCUCAAUUUGGUCAGUAAAACUGGUUCACUCAAUCAUUACAUUUCAUAUUGAUGUAAAAAAAACAACCACCAGGUACUGACAGGUUAUUAACCAUGUGUAAAGGUGACACUGUGAGUUAUUCAGUUUAAGAUUUUUCUGUGGACCCGUUUAGAUUUUUGACAAAGGUCACAGAUAGAGAAGGUGUGUUGAAAUGUUAGUUAGCUGUCAGAUGUAUGAGGUUUUUCUCUCCAGAGCAGAAAAUUGUGACUCUAAGGAGAAAAUGUCUCAGCUCUUUCAGGCAGUGAAUGUUUUCAUACUAAAAUGGUUGAUUAUAAAGUUGUUUUAAAUAUGUCAGGGCUGUUGUUGUGGUAAGGGAGGAACCUCCAUCUUAUCAGAGCUGGACACCAUGACUAACAGAUACUCACAGAUACCUCAGAAGGGAAGCAGGCACUACUUUAUCUGGGAGGAGUUCUUCCAAAAGAUAUGCAAACAUAAAACUCACAUUGUUACAACCUAAACUAAGAAGAGGUUUUGAGGACAAACUGAUCUCUUGCGUGUGAUAGUAUUGCUUUUGUAAACUGUGAGGUUUUUAACUUUCACUUUGUGACUGAACACAUAAGUCAAGCACGUAACACUUGAAGAUGUUCUUUGGUAAAUCAUCAUAGAAGUAAUCAUAUUACCGUCCAACAGGUUACAGUUUCGCCACACCACAGGCAGACCAGUAUGCUCCACAGGUUCCUCCUCCACCCACUACUCCGGGAACUGCACCUCUGGGCUUUGCCCCCGCCACCACACCAACUCAGGACUUAAGCAAAGCUCCCACUGGACAGCCUGACUUUCCUUAUAGCCAGUAUGGUAAGAAAUGCUUGUGCAUCAAGCAGUUUGCUGCCCCCUUCUCUCCCUUUUAAUUUUUAUUCACCCCUUGGCCCCGUCCAUCUCCCUGGAUACUUUGUUGGAUGCAAAUACAGCUCAUUAAAGUGCAUUUCUACGGCCCGUACACAAACAGGAGCUUGGUACCAUUGAGCUUGAACAGCUACACAUGCUACAUGCUUCUUGCAAACAUGAAUCCCUCUGGCUCUGCCUUGAAGAUGCUGCUCAAGUGUCACCAGACCCAGGAGUCUUCAGCAGUCAUUUCUGUCUGUUUCAGCUAGGCUGUGGAUUGGUUAAAGGAUUGGUAGGUCUUGGUAGUUUUGAAUUAGAUCAUCCUGCCUUGCAAUGUUAUUUUUCUUUGCAUUUUUGAAUUUUUUAUUUAAUGGGAGUGCAACCUUUCCCGUGACUGACUUUACUACUACAUUUGACUUGAUUUGAAUAUUCCUGCCUUUUCAAUUACUCCCCUCUCACACACCCCCUCCUCUUCCUCCCUGUUGAUGACUUUGCUGGCUUCUUUCCCUGGUUUUGGCACGGUCGCCACUGAAGAGCACCAGCAUGACAAGAGAAAUCUUAUUUCUGGAAUCAGGCAUGUCCAUCUGCCAAAUUACCUAAAAAAUGUUUAAUACGUCCCAUCAAUUAAUCACUGCUGGGCUUUGCAUGAUCAUUUACAGAAUGUGGACCUUGCUUUGUAGACACAUUCAGGUAUCAGAGUCCUGGGCAAGCCAUUUUCUGACCGUUGUAUGUGUCUGUAGGUCUGGCUUUUCAAGUGGAUGCCUUUGUGGUCCUUGAGCUUGAUUGUUGGUUUAGAUUAAAAUGCCUUUGGAUCAUAUUCAAAAUGUAUUUUUCCACCUGGUUUUGCUAGCUGGUUCAGUCUCAGAUGGAUUUCAGUGAGUGCGGAGGGCCCACAAAAUGAGACAUUUUUUCAAGACAUGUCAUGUUCAAGAUUUGCUUUAUUAAUUUUUAGGGAUUUGAGGCAUUAAGAGAAUAGUUACUUCAGGGACGUGCUGUAAAUGCAUGCUGGAUUUUGAGUUUCAGAUCAGGCUUAGAACAGAAAUGAAGGCUGCAGCUUUUUUUGCUCAAAACCAAAAUGAAGCCCCAGAUUCUGUGAAAACUAUCCAGCCUCUAAGGAAAAGGAACAAGCUUGGUCUUCAUUCAACAUUCACUCACUCAGUCACAGAGGCACACAGUCAGAUAAGAGUCAGAUGUUCAUUCAGAAGCAACAUUCAGUUUUUUUUGCUGGCUGGUAUUUUUCCUCUGACUCUGCUUUACAGCUGCUUCACACUGCUGGAUCCACAUUGAAAGUAACCAUGUGAUCGCUGUCAGUCAUGACAGGCGCCCAUCUUGUUCAGUGUUUUCUGCUUGUGCUUAUCUCCCAUCCAGCUUUUUUCAUUUAGUUUGCUGCCUGUUCAGGCACUGAGUCCAGUAACUGAAGUCUUUAGUCUCAACACUGUCUCAGGAUUUUUGUGAAAUAAGCAGGAAAUGUUGUUAUUGUGGACAGGAAAUUACAAAACACUACCACUUAAUUUUCUGCAAGACAAACAGGGAGUGGAUUCAACUUUUAGUUGAUGAUUGACGCUGGACCAAAAAGAAGCUUAAUUGAGCUUAGGGAAAUGAACCUGCUUGACCUUGGUUAGGACUUUGCUUGUCGCGCUGUGUUGCAAUCAUUAUCUAAAGUUUAUUUUGAACAAUUGGCUUUACAUUAGAUACAGAACACUUUGAAACUUGAUUCAUAGAUUUUAUACCACAAUGAAGAAUUGUGACUUUUAUGUCAAAACUUUAUCUUGAUGCAUCAAAACCGUAUUUCUAUCCUCUAGUAAUAAUAUUUAUAUAAUGAUAAAAGUUUUUAGAAAGGGUUAAAUGUCAACAGUGAAAAUAUACAUGACCUGACCCCAUGGAGGACUUUUUAAAAUUAAGUGAUUUAAUCCAACAUUUUCGUGUAAUUAUAAUCACACUAAAAUAAACUGGAUUCGUUGAACAUUACAUUUGAUAUAAACUCAUAGUCCUUUCACAUCACAGGGAGCAAGAUCCUUUUUUUAAGUAUGACAACUUUUGUAAAAAGCAAUAAAGUCAUGAGAUAUAAAUGAACUGAUAAGGGACAUCAUGUCAGUAAUGUCAACAUAUUUUCAUAUUCUUGAAUCCUCUAUUCCUCUUUAACAAGCUCACACAACUUUGAUCUUACAGUCUUAUGUGUUUUCACAGGAAAACACUUUAAUGCACCUCUGCAUAACACGCACAUUUCACAAAAUUCCACGAGGCCAGGCUGGCAUUGUUUAAACCGAGGUGUGCUAGCAGGUAGCUCACACACUCACACUUCAUUGUGUUUUUACUUGCAGAUGAAGCUGCGCAGUGAUGCCUUUCCCAGUGUAGUGCAGAUGUAGUAUAAGAGUAUAAAUGUAAAGCUGUGUUAGCUCAGUAAGUGGGGGAGUAAGGGGGAAGGUAGCAGGCCAGCAGUAUCUGGGUUCAGUCAACCUGGUCUCCUCAUCUCCCUGAUAGGCUUGGGUAACUACCCUCAGGACCCCUCUGCCUACGGACCAACGCGUCCUCACAGUUAUGGUCAGGAUGAGCAGGGAGGAUAUAGUGCAGGUAGGUGCCAGCAUCGUCUUCUCCAACCACAAAAGUAGCAUCUGUUCAGUACUGUAGAGUUUAUAGAGCUGCAACCUGGUUCCUUUCCUCUUUUCUUUUGCUCUGUCUUUCAUAUUUUGCAUGUACAUUUUGCAUGUACAUACAAAUUACUGCGUGUACUCUUGCAUAGUAAAACACAGCCAUCAACUGCCUCACAGCUGAGUGGAUUUGAAAGAAAUUUACAUCCAAAUUUGGCACUUAGAGCUCUCAGUAUGCCGACCCCCUCAGUGGCUGUAGCUUUACUAUAUGAAGACCAUGUCCUCCUUUUUUGUCCUCUCUCUAUGUCUGCAUCGCUUUGCUGAUGAUAAAAGGAUGAUCUAAUUGUCAGAAAAUUUGUUCAUGGUUCAGUUGUCUCUAUGCAUCAGCAGUCCAUUCACCCGUUGUUUCCCCCCUCUCCAUUUACUGUCUCCACAUUGUAGCUAAAGGGGUGAGAAAGGAAAGAAGAUUUGAAAGAAGACAAGAUGCCAGUAAAUUUCCAUUUUCCUCAGAUUUCUCUGUCUGGAGGUCCUGUUGGGACAUCUCCCUGUUCUAAAGAUUUCUGCUUUUUCCUGUUCGUAGAGCACUUUAAGAUCCCCAAAAGUAAAAUCUUGUCUUUUCUAUCUUUGCCUCCUGUCUAUCUAUCUUUGUUCCCUCAUACAAGUUUUUAUAAUGUUCUGAAAGACAUUCAGAAAAUCAGUUCCUGGAUGUAGCCAGAGCAGGGAAGAAGCGACACACCAAACUGCAAUUUUUCAAUCUAGAAAGCCUUUUUUUGGCUCAAGCAGUGACUGCUGAAGUUUGGAUACCGCCAGCCAUUUUCAGCCAGAUCAGUUUCCUUCGCCGGGAGUUACUUCGGUCCCCUUGUCUUUUUUCAGGGAGAUGGUGCCAUCCAGUGUCUGAGCAGAAGAAGAGUGUGUUGUACUGGUUUUUAGAGACCCUAAAGAUUUUUUUUUUCUCAGGGGAGCCCACUUGGCUUGAUCCUAAACUCCACCUUUAAUUAUCAUUUAUGUCUCCAAACACUAAGAGGUUUUUACUCAAUAAAUUUCAACAUUGAAGGGCUCAUUAAAGGUAUAUAGAAUUUCAAUUAAAAGGACAAAUCCAUCAUUGAAACCCUAAUUAAUAUUUGGAUACAUUCUUUUUGCUGUAGUUAUUUGUUGUGUCACACUUCAUCAGUGUAAACUCUAUAAUUUCAAAGCUCACAGUCUCCAACUAACAAAAACAAUGAGAUGGAAAAGAUCUCGAACCAUCUAAAUAUUAUAAUAAAAGCUGUAAAGGUUAUGAAGCUGUUAUAUUAUUGACUGUAAAAAAAAUUGGCCUGUUAUAUGAUCCCCAAUUUAUCAGUAAUAGAAUCAGAGGUAUUUCAGCCGAAUAUUGAACAUUCAGUGACAAGAUGGAGAUUGGAACAAAACUAACGGGACGUAUCUUUUUGUUAUGACUUUCAAAACGAUCAAAACAGCUCACACAAAUUGGAAUUUCUCUGCAUAUUUCCCAGUGUAGGGAUUAUUUUGGUGGAUUUUUCCUUUUCAUUGAAGUGAUUUUAAUCUUAAUCAUUUUCUUUUAAAGCAGUAAGGCUUCCUCCUGCUCACAUUGUUGUGACCCUUACAUUUAAACCCUCCUCUGUCUGUGCUUCUCUCUCUCCUCUGUCAUCCCUCUCAGGGUACGGACAGGACCUGACAGCCUUUGGUCACACCUUCGCAGACCCCAGUCAGCAAACAGCCUCUUACGGGGCCCCAACAGCACAGCCCGCCGCAGCCCCACAACCUGCCGCUAGUGCAUUCGGCAGAGGGCAGAACCACAAUGUACAGGGCUUCCACCCGUAUCGACGCUGACCACCACCUCUGGGCAGGGCUGCUAUGUAAAGUUGAAAAAACAAAAACUAAAAAAAAAGUCAGGGAAAAUGUGUGUUCUUGCUAAAAACAAAACUGGAGUCCUGGAUUGUUCUACGGGAAUGUUGAAUGCAGUUUGUGAAACAGAUGUUUGCGAAAGCAUACUGGAGUUCUGGAUUGUUCUACGGGAUUGUUGAAUGCACAGUUUGUGAAACAAAUGUUUGCGAAAGCAGGGACGCCAGGAAAUUCAACAGGGGUGAAAAGAAACCCAGGUUUUUUUUUGCAUAACUUAAGGAACGUUCAGCUGAAAGAAGCUUUUAUCCCCCACCUCCCUUACCCCAUGUUUUAUAGUAGAACUUAACUACUUUGCAAUAAUUUUGAUUGUCUGGUCAAACACUAGCACAGAGACUAUAUGUAAAGAGACUUGCAUAUAAAUAUGUAUAUUUAUGGUGGACACAAAUGAAAACAGGGUCUCAAGUUUCCUCAGCUUUAAAUUCUAGGGAAUAAUGUUUUUAUUUUUCAUUUGGUGGAUUUUGUUUACUUUCUGAGCCUUUAAAGUUUGUUUAAAAUGGAGAUUAUAAAUAUAUAUAUUAUACACAAACUGUGCAAUUUUUUAAAAAGAAUUUUGUACUAUAAAUGUACACUUUGCUUGUUUUUUUAUUUAAAGAUGUAGACUUCCCUCAGGUGGCUCUUUUGGGUGCAUUUUUUUGCACUCGCGCAAAAAGAAAAAAAAGGACAAAUUAUUUCAAAAAUAAAUGUUUUAAGGAUACA
Molecule: messenger RNA, 20801 nt
Organism: Xyrichtys novacula (pearly razorfish)
Lineage: Eukaryota; Metazoa; Chordata; Actinopteri; Labriformes; Labridae
Source: the annotation of a GenBank genome assembly